AUGGCAAAACUCACUGACGAUGCCGGCGAAAAGUUUGGGAAUGUGCCAAGUCUACGGUCCGACUCUGUAAAUUAUCAUGCAUACUAUGGACCCAGAACAAGAAACAUGUUUCCACAAAACAUAAUUCAAUCAUGUCUGCAGCAGCAGCAGAGCGUCUUUGUUAACAAGACACGCCGUUUGAAGAAGUGGGAGAUUGACAUGCCUACCGAGUUGGAAGAGGAAGUAACUGAAGUGGUUUCUUUGGUGACGGCGGCAAUAGUCCCAACUACAAACCUUGCCCCACCCCGGAUAAGCUAUGAGGCCGUUAAAGCAGAAUAUGUGGAAAGCACCAAUGUACUUGGUAUGCAAUAA
Protopolystoma xenopodis is the source of this 351-nucleotide messenger RNA. NCBI's taxonomy places the organism in Eukaryota, Metazoa, Platyhelminthes, Monogenea, Polystomatidea, Polystomatidae. The record is from the annotation of a GenBank genome assembly.